CUUUAGUGUUGCCACAAUGUGUUUCGUGGAGAUGCUAAACAUAUAGACAAGUGAGUCUCUAAGUAACCUUAUCCUUACGCAUGUUCAUACGAAAGAAUCUCAUGAAAAACAAACAACCUGCCUUCCACCGGGUUCAAGCACAUCAUUUGGUAUCAAAGCUAAGUCCUUCUGAACAGGUUUACGCCAUUACCCGUAGUCAAGUCAGACUCCAUCGCAGAGACGACAAUCUUCCUCGCUGCGCUCUUCAGAUCUCCAAUCUUCUUCGCUGCGCUCCAAGUCUCCAACAUCCAACUUGCCAGUUCGGCACACCCGCAGUCCAACUCGCCACAAUCGGAAGUGAAUCAGAGUCAAUCACAGUCCAACUCGCCAACUCGCCAGUUUGCCACAUUCCCUGGCGGGCAACAAGUCGCCACAAUCCUGAAUCAACUUCUCAAUCGCUAGUUUCUUCUUCAGUCGCAGAAGCCAAAGGAUCUCUUGGGUAUGUAAUCCCGAUUAUGGCCAUUAUGCAUAUGUUUUUGGUGGACAUCACAAAGGACAUUCAAGUCGAGAUGGAUUACACGUGGAGCAUCGACGUAGCGACCUUCAACCGCUCCAAUAUUCCAAGAGACGUCUGUGAUCAAGAAGAAGAAGGUGCAGAAGAUAGUGGUGAAGAAGAGAAAGAACUGGUAGGCAACCAAGGCGAUAACCCGGUGGUGCCUUUCGAAGCGACAAGUCAGUGGUCAUCUUAUUCCCGUGCAUCACAUUUUUCAUCAUCUCAUAGCUCUCAUCGUUCCCUCCUUCAAAGGAUAUUGGAUACAAUUUCCCAAGUGAUGAUGGUUGGGAUAAUACGUUUGACAUGGACACAACAUAAGGCAGUGGUAGUCUGUUUCGCUUGCUUGGGAACAAAACAUGCACAUGGAGGGGAGAUUGAAGCCAAGCCUUUGAAGGUGUGCUUUGGCUUCCCCCCAGGAGGACCUACUGAAGUGGUUGGAUCGUUUGGGGUAGGAGAUGGAUUCAUUUGUGUGGUUGUGGGGAUGGGAUGGUUUUGGACUGUAUUAGCUGGAGUCUGUGCAGAAGAGAGGGACCUGCUCGUAGUGAACUGGUUGCCAGAGUCCUUUGCCUCCAUUGUCAAGGAAGAAUUUUGCUCGCAGGUCGCCGGAAACAUCAAAAUUUGUUGGAUUGCUCUUUCUUGUUGGUUAUUUCUGUCAUUGAUUCUCCGGAUUGCAUUUUUGGAGUCCAAGUGCAAGUCAAUGGGUCCAUGUUGGAUUGAGAUGGCCCAAUUAAGGCCCACGAUAGCUGCUUCCAUCUCACCAUCUUCAGAGGAGUUCUGCGUUUGCAAAUGGGUGCUCAUUGCACCAAGAAAUUCUCCUUCCUUUGUUCGUAGAAUAGCGGCGCCAACCAUUGAAUCUCCGGCAACUGACACAUCCGUGUUGAGGGUGGUGCUCUCUCCAGUCCAUUUGAAAGUUUUGAUCCUGGUAAAUUUCAUAUGUGAUGAUCCCUGGGGCACAUUGUUUGAACACUCUGCAGGUUCCAGGUUCUGGGGGGGGUGUUUGAAGAUGAUGGUUCAGUAUGACGCUGUGUCUCUGUGGUGUGAAGGUGAUCUGGCUCUGUGGUUUGAAGAGGAGUGCAGUGGUGCUGUCAUCUUGGUGAGAGGUCGCCGGAGUUGGAAGCAAUUGUCGCCGGAAGUUUUGCCGGAAAAACUUCGAAAGCUUCAUUUACCUUCGAGGGGUUUGAAAUCCUCGUCGAGAUAUAAAGGAUUGCCCAGUGUUACCUUUUCCGAUAAUGAAGUCGCGUCCCUAUGCUCCAAAUUCUGGCAAACUCUCGUUGGAAAAUUUCCAAAAGGUCGUCCCUCGUUAAGCUCCAUCCGUGCAUCCAUUGAAAAGAUUGGCUUCAGUAGCUCUCCUAAGGUCUUCAGAUGGACAAACGAUUUCGAUCCAACUGUGGAUUCUCCACUCACCCCAGUUUGGAUUGGCUUUGCUGGCCUCCCAAUCCAUCUUUUCGAACCAAAUGCUUUGUUCUCCAUUGGCAAUUUAAUUGGCACUCCUCUGAAAAUGGACAAUGCCACCUUGAUGUUGUCUCGCCCAUCUGUGGCACAUUUGUGCAUUGAAUUAGACUUGACAAAGGAACUGCCAAGAGCUGUUUGGAUUCACCUUGGCAGCCUAUCCUUUCUCCAACCUGUCAACUACGAAGACCUCCCUGACUUCUGCAAACGUUGUAAAACGUUUGGGCAUACAACUUGCAAGAAGGCCGGAAAAGCCACUCGAUGGAUUAGAAGAGACUUGAGGUUGAAUCACGAAGAGGAUAAGGGAGGGGACUUAGUUUUUAAGUCUUCUGUACCUCCUUCUUCAAUGGUUAACACCACUUGUGUCAAUGUUCCUUUGAAUGGCUCUAGCUCUACUUAUGCAGACAGAAUCACCCAGAAAGAUAUGUCGUUGAGAGCUGUUGAGGACUUACUACCAGGGAACCUAAUACCCCCCACUAGCCUUGCCCCACUUGGAAAUGAUGAGCGAAAAUCUGAUCCUGUCACUACUUAUCCUAACAAAUACACUGAAGCUGUCCAUGUAUCCACUGCCCCUGAUACUCCUGUUCAGUUGAGUACUAUUAAUCUUGAUGUCCAGAGAAGUUGAAGAGGAACGAGCCAAAGCUAGAGCUAAUGACGGAAUGACGAUCUUCGCCAAACUCCCCUUCAAAGAACAAAUCAUGCAACUCAAGCUCGCACACUAAAAAUUGAAUGCUAAGGAGCAAAACUUCACGCAGACUAGCACUGUAUCAAAGUGUAUACCUACUGGAUGCUCCUCGGCCCCUACAACUCACCAGUUCGACCCACUUGAGGAUAUCCCAGAUGAUGAUCCACUACUUGAGGAGCAUCUUGAAGAUGACUUAACCCUUGUACGCUCUAAAAAAGCUAACAAGAAAGAAGCCCCUGAUAU
Molecule: messenger RNA, 2909 nt
Organism: Cuscuta campestris
Lineage: Eukaryota; Viridiplantae; Streptophyta; Magnoliopsida; Solanales; Convolvulaceae
Source: the annotation of a GenBank genome assembly